Messenger RNA from Lampris incognitus (smalleye Pacific opah), 2051 nucleotides. RefSeq names its product endothelin receptor type B-like. NCBI's taxonomy places the organism in Eukaryota, Metazoa, Chordata, Actinopteri, Lampriformes, Lampridae. Gene Ontology annotation, cellular component: membrane. The coding region runs from base 164 to 1723 and encodes 519 amino acids. Gene Ontology annotation, biological process: vasoconstriction; regulation of blood pressure; G protein-coupled receptor signaling pathway. The record is from RefSeq and is a predicted model, not a curated record. The transcript has 8 exons. Gene Ontology annotation, molecular function: endothelin receptor activity.
CACUCUCCCCUCUCUCUCUCUCUCUCUCCCCUCUCUCUCUCUCUGCCCUCCUCAGCUCCGUCUUUUUAAAGGCUUCACAGGGAAUGAAUUUUUUCUGUCCGACACCCAACCAGGCAAUCAGCAAACGGACCGGACAGCAGACACAGAGAGGAGACCGUCUUGGAUGGUAACCUCCUCCACCUUGGAAUCACCUCACCUGACCUCGGCCUAUUCAACCCUAGAGGAACCUUUAAAUACGAGUUGUAGAACCGCACCGCCGUCUGAAAUGUGUUCUGGCACGGGUCCCUUGGCUCGGUCCAUGUUCCUUCUGCUGGGCACGCUAUUUGGUCUGGGUUUGGCCCGGGGCCAGAACAACUUCUCAUCCGACCCGUCUCUAUCCGACCUGCUGAUGUCAGACCUCCAUCCAGCCUUCCGGAGUACCGAUUCCCCCCUGAGCCUGAGGCUGGAGCAGGGGCCAGAUGCCCGCCUCGAAAACAGAGAAAGAGAGUCCGGUGUCGGGCAGGAGACCAGCAGCGGCGUCCUUUCCUCCGCAGAAGACGGAGCCAAAAAACCCGAACUCAAACUCACUGGCAAGUCGAGACAUAAGCAUGGAAAGAAGAACCAUUCCCGCUUAGUUCCCUCCACCUCCCUGGCCUCAAACGUUUCCCAGGCUGGCUGUGGCAUGCAUCUGCAGGCGCCUCCUGGCUGCCUGCAGGAAACAUCCAUCAAAAUGGCCUUCAAGUACAUCAACACCGUGCUGUCGUGCGUGAUCUUUGCCGUGGGGAUCGUGGGAAACGCCACCUUGCUGAGGAUCAUCUACCAGAACAAGAACAUGAGGAACGGACCCAACGCACUGAUCGCCAGCCUGGCGCUGGGAGACCUCAUAUAUAUCGCCAUCGACAUCCCCAUCAACGUCUACAAGCUCCUGGCUAUGCAGUGGCCAUUUGGUGACAGCCCACUAGGUCUGUUUCUCUGUAAGCUAGUGCCGUUCCUGCAGAAGGCCUCAGUAGGAAUCACUGUCCUCAGCUUGUGUGCGCUCAGUGUGGACAGGUACCGCGCGGUGGCGUCCUGGUCGCGGGUGCAGGGGACCAGGGUUCCCAUGGUAACGGCGGUGGAGAUCGUGCUGAUCUGGCUGCUGUCUGUGGUGCUGGCGGUGCCCGAGGCCGUGGGCUUCAACCUGGUCACCUUCGACUACAGGAACGUCACCAUGACAACCUGCAUGCUGCAGCCCUGCAGCCCCUUCAUGAUUUUCUACCGUGAUGCUAAGGACUGGUGGCUGUUUGGGUUUUACUUCUGUGUGCCGCUCACGUGUUCCGCCGUCUUCUACGGGCUGAUGACGUGUGAGAUGCUCCGCCAUCGCAGAGGAAGUCUGAGGAUCGCCCUGAGUGAACACCUCAAACAGCGGCGUGAGGUAGCGAAGGCUGUGUUCUGUCUGGUCCUCAUAUUUGCUCUGUGCUGGUUUCCUCUUCAUCUGAGCCGUCUGCUCAAAAGCACUAUCUACAAAUCCCAUGAUGCACGGCGCUGUGGUUUCUUAAAUUUCCUGUUGGUGCUGGACUACCUGGGCAUGAACCUGGCCACCAUCAACUCCUGCAUCAAUCCCAUAAUCCUCUACUUCGUCUCGAAGAAGUUCAAAAACUGCUUCAAGUCCUGUUUGUGUUGUUGGUGUUAUUCGGACUCUCUCUCUAACAGUAUUCUGCCUCUCCACCCGGGGACCAGCCUGCACCUCAAGCACACUGACCACUGACGAGCCGACCGCCAUCUUGCAGUCUGCUCUUCUCCACCCUUAUAACGCCGCCGCCGCCGCCGCCGUGGCGACGCUGGGCAGGGGUUGGUUUGUGUGUCUCUACGUCCAUUCAUGUACCUAACACACACACUGAAGUACUCCUGCUGUGUGUGUGUGAGUGUGUGUGUGUGUGUGUGUGUGUGUGUGUGUGUGUGUGUGUGUGUGUGUGUGUGUGUGUGUGUGUGUGUGUGUGUGUGUGAGUGUGAGUGUGUGUGUGUGUGUGUGUGUGUGUGUGUGUGUGUGUGUGUGUGAGUGUGUGUGAGUGUGUGUGUGUAUGUGUGUGUGUGUG